AUGCCGUCACAGCACCGGCUGCCGCAGGUGAACAUGGCUGUUGUCGGGGCACACGGAGUAGGGAAAUCUACGCUUGUAAAAUAUGCGUUGGACCUGAAGCAGACCCCGAUCGCUCGCUCGUCGGUUAAGAAGAUGUCGCUCGACGGAACGAUCUACCUGGUUCGACUGCUGGAGAUUGGCAUCCAUAAAAUCACUGUCGAUAAGCACGGGAGGAUUACAUGGCCGCGGUCUCUGGGAGAGCAGGCGCUGCCUCCCAUUGAUGGGGUUCUCGCGCUGUUCGACUCCGCCGAUCCUCACACCCUUACGCAGCUGGCCCAACUCCUCAGUGCACUGCAGACGACAGGUAAUAUACCGUUUCUUGUCGUGGCUUGUAAAUGCGACACUCCGCGACGCUCCUCCCAACAUGACCCGGCGGUGCUCGAACAGGCGAAUCGAAUCCUCGCGGGAACUGAGGCAUUACAGACGUCUGUCCGUGUUUCAGAUUCUUACAAGAAAUGCAUUUCUAUCGUGCUCCGGGCGAUCAUCGUGCAAACCUCUGGUAAGGAUAUUUUCACCUAUCAUCGGGUGCUGGACAACAACUUCUGUCGUGCGUUGGUCUCCACCUGA
Messenger RNA from Uncinocarpus reesii 1704, 606 nucleotides. RefSeq lists its product as uncharacterized. The coding region runs from base 1 to 606 and encodes 201 amino acids. Lineage: Eukaryota; Fungi; Ascomycota; Eurotiomycetes; Onygenales; Onygenaceae. The record is from RefSeq and is a predicted model, not a curated record. The transcript is spliced from 2 exons.